AUGAAGGUCGUCGUCGAGCCCUACAACCCCGCCUGGGCAACGCAGUUCCAAGAACUUAAGUCUGAGCUCGAACAGAUCCUUAGUGGGGUCACGUACAUCAGCAUAGAGCACGUCGGGAGCACAUCCGUGCCCGGCCUCGCUGCGAAACCCACCAUCGACAUAUCGGUCAUCAGCGAGCGGCAGGACAUCCCCGCUGCUAUUGAAUCCUUGACGACCAAAGGCGGGUAUGUCUACAUGGGCAAAAUGGGAAUCCCAGACAGGCACGCAUUUCGCAAACCGGGAGUGGCGCCGACGAGAAAUCUGUACGUCUCGGUCAAGGGUUGUCAGAGUAUUAGGAACCAGCUUGGAGUCAGAGAUCUUUGUCGAAGUGAUCCAGCCGUGAGAUAUGCUUAUGAGAGGAAGAAGUUGGAGCUAAGCCGGCAGGAGUGGCGGAAUGUCGACGAAUACUGCGAAGCCAAAAACGACAUCAUCGCCUGGAUGCUGAAGAAGGCGGGAAUGGGCGAGGAGGAAAGAGAGGAGAUCAGACAAUUGAAUAAAGUGAACGAGACGAAGGCGGGGGGGACGAUCGCCUCGCUAAAGGUCCUCAGAGAUCCUUUUGGCACCCGUCUAGCCCACGGCUCAAUCCCCUCACCGAUGUGCGCCAUGGCAAGAAUGGGCGAGGAAGCACGAGACCGGAACAAGUGUCUGGACGUGGCGACAACUUGGUGGCCGGAUACCCUUGUGAACAUUGUUUUGUGCAUUCCUGAUCCAAUUUUUCCCAACGAUAGUCCUGUAGCCCUUCUCUUCCUUUGGGAGCGUACGAGGUCCAACAGUGGCAUGAGACUUUUAGCCAGUCGAGAUGAAUGA
Molecule: messenger RNA, 846 nt
Organism: Cladophialophora yegresii CBS 114405
Lineage: Eukaryota; Fungi; Ascomycota; Eurotiomycetes; Chaetothyriales; Herpotrichiellaceae
Exons: 1
Coding region: 1-846 (281 amino acids)
Source: RefSeq, a predicted model, not a curated record